Messenger RNA from Zygosaccharomyces rouxii, 1023 nucleotides. It is a transcript of the gene HEM2, whose product is annotated as porphobilinogen synthase HEM2. Gene Ontology annotation, biological process: heme biosynthetic process. The record is from RefSeq and is a predicted model, not a curated record. Gene Ontology annotation, cellular component: cytosol. The transcript has a single exon. Bases 1 to 1023 code for a protein of 340 amino acids. Gene Ontology annotation, molecular function: zinc ion binding; porphobilinogen synthase activity. NCBI's taxonomy places the organism in Eukaryota, Fungi, Ascomycota, Saccharomycetes, Saccharomycetales, Saccharomycetaceae.
AUGCACCAAGCUGAAUUCUUAGAUGUCGAACCUAGCAGUAUUUCAUCCAUUUUGCAAGGUGGAUACAACCAUCCGCUUUUGAGAGAAUGGCAAAGUGAACGCCAGUUGACCAAGAACAUGUUUAUCUUUCCACUUUUCAUCUCUGACGAUCCAAACGACGAUUCUGAGAUCGAUUCCUUGCCCAAUAUCAGAAGAUUUGGUGUAAAGAAAUUAGUCCCAUACUUGAAGCCAUUAGUCGCUAAGGGUCUAAGAUCUGUGAUCAUAUUUGGUGUUCCUCUAAAGAAGGAGAAUAAAGACCCUGUCGGUACUGCCGCUGAUGAUCCAGAGGGACCAGUUAUUCAAGGUAUCAAGACCCUAAAACGCGAGUUCCCCGACCUUUACAUUAUGUGUGAUGUGUGUCUAUGUGAAUACACCUCUCAUGGUCACUGCGGUGUAUUGUACGAAGAUGGCACCAUAAACAGAGAAAGAAGUGUUGCACGUUUGGCUGCCGUGGCGGUCAACUAUGCUAAGGCUGGUGCUCAUUCUGUGGCACCUAGUGAUAUGAUUGAUGGUAGAAUCAGAGAUAUCAAGAGAGGUCUGAUCAACGCCGGUUUGGCUCACAAGACCUUUGUCAUGUCAUAUUCUGCCAAAUUCAGUGGUAAUCUGUAUGGUCCUUUCAGAGAUGCGGCUUGUUCCGCGCCUUCUUCUGGUGACAGAAAAUGUUAUCAAUUACCACCAGGAGGUAAAGGCCUAGCUCGUAGGGCAUUAAAGAGAGACCAGGAAGAAGGUGCUGAUGGUAUCAUUGUUAAACCAUCAACUUUCUAUCUGGAUAUUAUGCGUGACGCUAGCGAAAUCUGCAACGAUUUGCCUAUUUGCGCAUAUCACGUGUCUGGUGAAUACGCAAUGUUGCACGCAGCUGCUGAAAAGGGUGUUGUGGAUUUAAAGACAAUUGCAUUUGAAUCCCAUCAGGGAUUCUUAAGAGCUGGGGCCAGAUUAAUCAUUUCUUAUCUGACUCCUGAGUUUUUGGAUUGGCUCAACAAUUAA